Molecule: messenger RNA, 1850 nt
Organism: Cokeromyces recurvatus
Lineage: Eukaryota; Fungi; Mucoromycota; Mucoromycetes; Mucorales; Mucoraceae
Product: arginyl-tRNA synthetase
Exons: 3
Coding region: 48-1778 (576 amino acids)
Biological process (GO): arginyl-tRNA aminoacylation; mitochondrial translation
Cellular component (GO): mitochondrion; cytoplasm
Molecular function (GO): ATP binding; arginine-tRNA ligase activity
Source: RefSeq, a predicted model, not a curated record
CCUCUCUUUAUUUUUUUUUCUGUCUAGGAAAGGACAAGCAUGAGAUUAUGUUUACAGCUCAUUUAGCUCGACAAGCCAUUGCAAAAUCCUUAUCUAAGUUAACACAGAAUAGUGAAAACCAUAUUUUGCAAAUCUUAAAUACACCCAAAGCAUCACUUCAAAAUCAAUUCACUGUACCUCUACCAAAACUAAUUAAUUCAUCAAUCAACCAAAAUGACAUCAACUGCUGUCAAGAGCUUAUAAGUAAGUUUGAACAAAACAAUUUCAUAGAGAAAGUGACUGCACAGGGCCCAUUUUUACACUUUGACGUAAAACGAGCACCCUAUAUUCAGUCUACCUUAUCUGACGUUUAUCAAUUAAACAGCCAAUAUGGACAUCACAAACAGCAUACACCAUCCACUGUCAUUAUUGAUUAUAGUUCACCCAAUAUUGCAAAACCGUUCCAUGCAGGACACCUCAGAAGCACUAUUUUAGGUAAUUUUCUAAAACGUAUUCAUGAAGCUAACGGCUAUAAAACGAUCGGGAUCAAUUAUUUGGGUGAUUGGGGUAAGCAAUAUGGUCUUUUGGCUAUUGGAUUUGAUUACUUUGGGGAUCCUCAAGCAUUAAAGCAGGAUCCUAUACAUCAUCUCUAUCAGGUCUAUGUGAAAAUAAAUGAGCUUGCCAAGACAGACCCCAGAAUUGAUGUACGUGCAAAUGAUUAUUUUAAAAAGAUGGAGUCUGGAGACUUGGAGGCAUUAAAACGAUGGAAAGAAUUUCGUGAUUACAGUAUAGAGUCCUAUAAAAAUAUUUAUAAACGACUAAAUAUUGGGUUUGAUUAUUAUUCAGGCGAAUCAGAGACAGAACCUUAUAUAAUGAAGGUCUAUCAGAUUUUAAAGGAUUCUCGACUAGUGAAAGAGGAAAAGGAGGGUUGGGUAAUCGAUUUAGAGAGGUUUGGUCUUGGGAGACCCUUCGUUCGACGUGGCAUGGGCACAAGUUUAUAUUUAACACGUGAUCUAGCGAGUAUCCUUUUGAGAUAUGACAAGUUGGGUGGGUUUGAUAAAUCGAUUUAUGUGGUUGGAAUUGAACAGGAGCUUUAUUUAAAGCAGUUGUUUAAAAUCAGUGAACUCAUUUAUGAGCAAAACCCGGAGAGGUGGCCCAAAGUAGAAUUUGCUCAUGCUAAUUUUGGACGUGUUAUGGGAAUGUCAACACGAAAGGGAACAGUCGUGUUCCUAGAAGACAUAUUAGACACAGCUAAGGAAAAGAUGCUUGAAAAUAUGCAAGAAGGAAAACAAAAUAAACUCGAAGGCAUAGUGAAUGAGGAAGCUGUUGCAGAUCAAUUAGGAGUAUCAGCAGUAAUUGUACAGGACAUGGUAGCAAAGCGAAUCAAGAAUUAUCAGUUUUCUUGGGACAGAAUGACGGCUUCUAAAGGAUAUACAGGUGUUUAUCUUCAAUAUACACAUGCUCGCUUAUGCAGUAUUGAGCGUAAUAUGAAUAUACCUGUCAAUAUCAAUGCAGAUACUUCUUUAUUAAAAGAAAAAGAAGCAUUUGAAUUGACUCUAACUAUUUCACAAUUCCCAGAUAUCGUUCAAUCUUCUUGUAAAGCAAUGGAUCCUUGUAUUCUAGUACAAUAUUUAUUCCGACUAUCUCAUAUAGCUAGCCAAGCUAAUAGCCAGUUAAGAGUAAAGGGAGCUGAAAGUCGUGAAAUUGCAGAAGCGCGUUUACUAUUAUUUUGGGCAGCAAAGACGACUUUAGCAAAUGGAUUGAGAUUAUUAGGCGUCAAUCCAUUAAACCGUAUAUAACAAUAUAAGCAUGUAUUUUUAUUUCAUAUUCGUAGAAUGCCACACAUUUUUAUAUUAUAUAAUAAAUUUCCG